UUCAGUAGAGCUUAGCUUUUAAGUACUCACCAUGUUUAACCGUUUAACAAGUACUGGGAUGACAGAAUGAAGAAUCUCUUCAUUCACCCUGCAAUUGUACUUGUUCUCUUUCUCCCAAGUUUAGUAUUCUAACUGACAAGUUUCCUCUUGAUUCUGUCUUUCAAUGGCACCCACCGGCAGAAGAACGUCAAGAAAAGCGAGCAAGCCACGAAGAAGUCAUCACCGAAGGAAGCUUGACAAGCCCAGUAUUCAAACGACAUCAGUGUUGUUGGAGGAUUUGCCUUCCAAUUCUUCCCCCAUAAGCUCAGAUAAUCUUUCCACCAAAGGAGUUGAUGAUGAUAUAAGUCCUUGCUCUACCCCGAAAGCUCCGAGGUUUCGGAUACCGGAGGUGGAAACAUGCCCUCUGGCACCCAAGAAACAAAGGGUUCUCUCCAAUUGCUCAUUGCAAAGAACACCUAUUACUUUCUUUGCUCCUCCGGAGUUGGAGCUCUUCUUCUUCUUUGCACAUAGGGAUAUCUCAGUCUGAUGCCCACAAAUAUAAACACCGUUUCAUUAGUUUUAAGAUUAUUAGUUGUCUCUUUUGUUUGAUUUCACCGAGUACAGUUUAAGAACUUCUUUUAUGAGUGAUUUGGAGAAGGAAAAGUUGGUAGCUAUUUUGCUUAGUUUUUUGGGGCAAAUUUUGUUGGGUUUUCAAGUUUGUAGGGUAUGCUAAUCACUACAUCUAGCUGGGGCUCCCUCUCCAACUAAGUUUAGCUUUAAUUCCUUCUUUUUUUUAUAUUUUUCAGAUGUAUUGCUGACUUUUGGAAGUGUGCAAUAUUGUAAUAG
Molecule: messenger RNA, 825 nt
Organism: Hibiscus syriacus
Lineage: Eukaryota; Viridiplantae; Streptophyta; Magnoliopsida; Malvales; Malvaceae
Product: cyclin-dependent protein kinase inhibitor SMR13-like
Exons: 1
Coding region: 164-526 (120 amino acids)
Biological process (GO): regulation of DNA endoreduplication
Source: RefSeq, a predicted model, not a curated record